AGUGCCACGUGCCCAUCAGUGCCACAUCAAUGCCACAUAUCAGUGCCUACCAGUGCACAUCAAUGCCACCCAUCAGUGCCAGUCAGUGCCACCUAUCAGUGCCACCUAUCAGUGCUGCCUUUCAGUGCCCAUCAGUGAUGCCUGUCAAUGCCCAUCAGUGCCACCUACCAGUGCCUCUUCAUCAGUGUCCAUCAAUGCAGCCUAUCAGUGCCCAUCACUGCAGCCUCAUUAGCGCACAUCAGUGAAGGAGAACAAAAUUACAAAAUUUUAUAA
Molecule: messenger RNA, 273 nt
Organism: Staurois parvus
Lineage: Eukaryota; Metazoa; Chordata; Amphibia; Anura; Ranidae
Source: the annotation of a GenBank genome assembly